AUGAAAAAAGUUGCAAAUGACUUUGAUAACAAAAAUAGUCACUCUUCUAUCAAACUGCAGGCAUUAGAAAAUGUCAAGUAUCCAAGAAAACACAAAGACAACAGCCGUUCUAAAUACUUGCCAAAGGACUUUGGUCACCCAAUUCGAUGCCACCAAAAACAAUAUGACUAUCAUAUCUCUGUUGGCAAGAGUUUUAAAUAUCAGCCCGACUUUUAUGUCUCUCAUGAGAUGGUCAAUGAUGUCAAAAGUGGAUUUAGCUCUACUGCUGACAGGUUGUGUGGUUUUUGGGUCCUUGCCCACUUGAUCUACAAAGAUCAAAAUAAGUUUCCACUUAAAAAAAUAAUUCAGCAUGGUUCUCAACUCGAUCACAGCAACACCAGCAACAUCAGCAAUACCAAUACCAAUACCAACACCAAUUUCAUCUCAUCUGCGUCUACUCAGACAAUCUUAACACUCCCUCAACAAUCUUUCUUCUAUUUGCCCUUCCCAACAAUAAAACUAAACAACAAUAACAACCUCUGA
This is a messenger RNA of Phycomyces blakesleeanus NRRL 1555(-), 522 nucleotides long. RefSeq lists its product as hypothetical. The coding region runs from base 1 to 522 and encodes 173 amino acids. The transcript is spliced from 5 exons. NCBI's taxonomy places the organism in Eukaryota, Fungi, Mucoromycota, Mucoromycetes, Mucorales, Phycomycetaceae. The record is from RefSeq and is a predicted model, not a curated record.